UUCUCUCUCUCCCACACAGCCAUGUAGAUAAAAUCACCACAUGGCAGGACCCCCGUAAGACCAUGACGGCUGCCAUGCACCAGAUGAGCCUCCAUGGUCAGACACCUGCAAACCCCAACCCUGGAGUGGCCCAGCAACGCUCCAUGGCCCUAUCGCAGCCCAACCUCGUGAUGUCCCACCAUCACCAGCAGCACCAGCAUCAACAUCAGCACCAGCACCAGCAGCAACACCAGCACCAGCACCAGCAAGCUCAAGCCCAAGCCCAAGCCCAAGCCCAGACUUUGGCCUCCAGCAGCCCAGUUUCCCCACAGAGCAUCCAGCAGCAGAAUGCCCAGGUUGGGCUCAUCAAUCUCCCUAACCCUCUGACCACCCAGCAGCAGCACCAGCAGAAGAUGAGGCUGCAGCGGAUCCAGUUGGAGCGCAAGCGUAUACGGAUGAGACAGGAAGAGCUCAUGAGACAGGAGGUGGCGCUGUGCAGGCAAAUCCCCAUGGAGUCAGACAACAUGGCCCAGACAGCAGCCACCAUCAACACAGCACCUAUCAACCAGGCCGCCGUGCACAACAAUGGCUCUGACCCAUUCCUUAACAGUGGGCCCUAUCACUCCCGGGAGCAGAGCACGGACAGCGGACUAGGCCUCGGCUGUUAUAGCGUGCCCACCACCCCAGAGGACUUCCUCAACAACUUGGAGGAAAUGGACACAGGAGAGACCCUGGCCCAAGGCAACAUGGCGGUGCCACAGCAGACCCGAUUCCCCGACUUCCUGGACUCACUGCCCGGCACAAACGUGGACCUGGGCACGCUGGAGGGGGCCGAUCUCAUCCCCAUCCUCAACGAUGUGGAGUCGGUGCUGAACAAGAAUGAGCCCUUCUUGACUUGGCUGUAGGGGUGUGGGUAGCGGGGGGCAGGGGGACUGGAGCAGGGAGUCGGGCAGCAAAAAAACUAUAUAUAUAUAUAUAUAUAUAUAUAUAUAUAUAUAUAUAUACACACUUCCCAUUUGGCUUUCUUUAUUCUUAAUUUAGCCAUCGCUUGUUCUUGUCAGGAUGCCUCAUUGUCACAGACAAACCCUUUUGUGUUUGAAAGGAACAACUAACCUUUCUCAGUCGGGCCCUUGGGGACUGCCAGAUGUUCCACGUUUUUGCUCCCACCCGGCUCUGUACCAGACAGUCCACAUUUUUUUGGGAGGCAGCAAAGACGUGCACUGUCUGGGUUUUUCGAGGACCGGAUUGACUAACCAAAGGUAACAAAACCAGCCAAAAAAUAAAUUAUGUAUGUAAAGAUGAAAACGCAGUGAAUCAGAGCGAAUGCUGGUAGCACAAAGCUUUUUGCACUCGCAGGAGAGCGCUUCUCGUCUGCUUUAGCAUCAGCACUCCGCUUUUCUGAGGGAUAUGACCAGUCUGGGCAGCUGUGGUUCUGUCCGUGCGCCGGGCAGCCGCAGAAUGGAGGUGUGGAUUUCUGUUGGCCACUAGGUGGAGCCAGCGCUUCUGUCAGCAGCAUCGAUCAGAAUGAGUGAGGGUUUGCUGCUGGCGUCGGAGCCGUUGGCCUUUAAGGGGGCAGCUGUGUGCCUCACGCGUUUUACGAGGGCUGACGCUCGCUGUGGACUCUAACCCACAACCUCCUGGAGCUUCAGCCGCGAACCUUUCAGCAGCUUCCAAAUUUUUCAGCAAAAGUAACUUUAGUGGCAUCUUCUUCACAGUUAUGCCAAAUAAUUAUGAUCUUUUUGUGCACAGAUUCAAAAAUGAACGCCUUCGGAGUCAACUGUAAGCUUUCAGUUGACGUUUACAGUUUUUGCAAGUAUUUUAAUAGUUUUAUCGGUUUAUAAACACACACAAAUACCUGACUGUUUCAGCGCUACAGUUCUUGCCUCCAUUAUGCAGGAUAACAAACAUUUAUCUUGUGUUGUGUUUUAUGUAACACUACAGUAUUCAUUUUUAUAUACUGUACAAUUGUUCCAAUUGAUUCAAUCUGAUUAGUAGCCUUUUUUAAUUUUAAUAUGCAUUUAAGUAUUUAUCAAGCUAUGAUUGUUUUUUUUUCUAACAUAGAAUUUUAAUACAUUUGAAUUUCAAAGCACUACAAACCAGCAAUGUUUUGAAAUAUUUUUUAUUCCAAUAUUCAUGUUGAGCUCGUGGUAGUGAUUUAAAAAUGGAAAUGCUCCCUAAUUCACUUUUUUCCAAACAUGUAUCGUGUGUUUUUUAUAAUGGCAAAUCACACCUCAACCUUUUGUUGUCUGUUUGGGAAAUAGCACCCAAAAGCGGGCACCUCUGAUAAAUCUUUCUUGCAGGGAAUAUGGAAAAAAAAAAUGUAUUUUGUAUCAGUUUUGAAAAUAUGCAUAAAUGUAAAAGUAGUCUUUUGGAGUUUCAAGAUGGAAAGUUCCUAACUUGUGGGUUCAGAGUUGGUCGGAGUCGGUCGUGUAAUUCUGUUGGUUUUUAUGGCAUGAUAACUACGUACUUGCUAGUUACAGGGGCCUGUUUCACAAAGCAGGAUUACUUGCUUAGCCAGAUAACUUGCCAGAUUUAAGGUAGUCUGGGUUAAAUGUAAAUUGAUGAAAAUAUGGUCUAUUUAGCCCAGACUACCUUAAAUCUGGCAAGUUAUCUGGCUAAGCAAGAAAUCCUGCUUUGUGAAACAAAAGGCCCCAGGUCUAGUCCAUUUGUUUAUCAAGACCAUACUGCGUUAGUUUUCUUUAGAAUGGAAGGAGUAAGAAGGCAGUCUUGUGAAAGGAAUGAACGGUAGAUAUAAAGAGGAGCGAUUGUAUGUAUGUAUGUAGGUUAUGUGUAUCUUUGGUUAUUGGUUGACUUAAUGCUCAUGAUGUCCUAACGGCACACUAAACGGGAGCUGAAUUAGGUUGAAGAACGAUGUAGAGGACCCACUGUAAGGCUAUGUUCUGCCCAAAACAAAAAUAAAUGCCAACCUUAGCAGCUCUGAUCCCAGGUCAGCGCUAGGCUUGCCCUGAAAGGGCUAGGGGCAAAAGGUGCGGCCGUCGAUCUGAUCCCAGAUCAGUGACCUUGGGAAAUGAAGGGAGGCAAUGUGCAUCUAAGGUGCAAGAGAGGGUUUGCCUAAAUGCCAUUCCCAUCGCCAGCAUUUAUUACUCUACUAAUGAACUGUUGAGAAGCAAUUAAAACAGAGUGAAGGGACCUUAGCAGCAAAUGAAAUGCAGUGAGGUGUGAAAUAUAAAUUUCUUUGGGACUGAAACAUUUCUGAAAAUGAGCGAUUUGUAAAUGUUUCCAAAACAAAGUACUCAUAAAUUAAGAAGGCACUUUGGAGAUGUAAGGUGAGCAUCUAGUGGGAAGCGACUUGGUUUGGAUGUGACUGUAGAGUAAGCUGAAUGGGCUUUGGGGUUUCUCUGCAUGGAAAGAGUACAGUGCCAAGGAUCGGCUUUGGGUAUGUGAAUGUUGACGGUAUGCUGGUGAUUCACACGUUAACAGGGACUGGAAAUCUGGAAGCAAAGUGAAGUUCACUUAAAAGAAUGUAACCUCACAGAGUCCUAAAUGGAUUUUUUAAGCUCAUGUAACUUCUGUUAAACCUUAAUAAAACUCUUUCAGUGCCA
This is a messenger RNA of Paramormyrops kingsleyae, 3542 nucleotides long. NCBI's taxonomy places the organism in Eukaryota, Metazoa, Chordata, Actinopteri, Osteoglossiformes, Mormyridae. The record is from RefSeq and is a predicted model, not a curated record.